GUAAAUGUGGAUGCCACUGUUUCUCCUGGUGAUCAUAUCUGUAUCGAGCUCUUCACUUCAUUAACCAAGUAUACUUAAUAAUAAUUUAAUAAGCAGUGAUUAGUUAAAUUUUUUUUUGUGGAGCUCUGCAAGCUUCUGCGACGAGCCUGAUUCCACCUGCAUGCUUCCUUUGUCCUGAAAUUUCAAUGGCGAAUCUCGUUUCCGCUUCGCCGUUUCCGGCGACACCGAGUCGAAAGCGGCGACUCACCUCGUCACGAGUCAACGGUCAAAGUAUGUCUCCAUGUUCCUACCGCGGCUUCCUUUCCUUCCAUGCCUUUGUUUAUUCAACACGAAAGACGAGAAGAGAGAAAAACAAGAAGAGAGUAUUGUUGUUGAAGAUUCUUCUGGGGCCAGGAUUAGAAAAAAAUGGAGAGGGCAUUGACUCUUAAAGUAAAGCAGUCCAGUCUGCCCGCCAUUCCAAAAAUGGCAGGCAUUUCAACUUCGUUGAAAAAAGUGUCAUCCCCCUUUCAGGGGAUGAUUCAGUUUGCUGGGACACGAGGACUCGAAUACUUGAUGCUUGGAUUGAUGGCGGCUGCCAGUUGGGAGGCUUUGACCAUGGAAGCUGCAAACUUUGUUCUGUUUCCUCUGCUUUUUCUCGCCUUCCAAACAUGCUCUAGUCACAGUGAUGUAAUAUCGGCUAAUCAGUCCAUCAAUGAUGGAAGCCUGGUGAUCUCUGAAGGAGGUACGUUUGCAUUGGGAUUCUUCAGUCCUGGCAGUUCUAGCUAUAGAUUUCUUGGCAUUUGGUACCAUGAGAUACCAGAACCAACGGUGGUGUGGGUAGCAAAUAGGAAUGACCCCAUCAUUGGAACUUCUGGUGUUCUCUCUAGUGAUGGGCAUGGCAACCUUUUUCUCUAUAGCAGUGGCGAGAAAGCGCUUCGUCCAGUGUGGUCUGCGAAUGUUUCCGCGGGAGUAAAUGGUCCCUGCGUAGCUCGGUUGCUGGAUUCUGGAAAUUUGGUGCUGAUGGAAGGUGAAAGGAAGAUGUAUACCGUGUGGCAAAGCUUUGAUUAUCCUACAGACACCCUGCUACCUGGGAUAAAAGUUGGGCUGAAUAGGAGAACGGGUUCGAGCCACUUCUUGACAUCUUGGAGAUCAGCAGAUGAUCCUGGAACAGGAAAUUUCUCAUUUGAGCUGAACCCAAGUGGCUCGCCGCAGUUCUUUCUGUACCACGGUAACAAUCCUUACUGGCGAAGUGUUCCGUGGCCGUGGGAGAGUAACCAUGAUUUUUUCAACGACACCUUUGACAACAAUGAAGAUGGGAUAUACUAUUCAACUGCUAUAAUGGAUUCUUCAGUUUACAUGAGGGCUGUUGUCGAUCCCUCUGGGAUAUUGAAGUCAAUGACAUGGGAUGGAGGUGAUAGCCGGUGGAAGGCGUUUUAUGCAUCACCUAAGCAGAAGUGUGAUUUCUAUGGAACUUGUGGCCCUAACAGUAAGUGUGAUCCUAGCAUUGUUUUUCCCUAUGAAUGUGCUUGUUUACCUGGUUAUGAACCCAGGUUUCCGAAAAAGUGGCAUUUAAGAGAUGGAUCUGGUGGGUGUGUCCGAAAGCGAGCAGAAUCAACCUCAAUUUGUGGAGAAGGAGAAGGGUUUGUGAGAGUUGAAAAAGUGAAGCUUCCUGAUACUUCAGCAGCCGUCUGGGUGGGCUUGGGAACGAGUAAAUUAAACUGUGAAGGGGAAUGCCGGAAAAACUGUGCAUGCUCUGCAUAUGCUACUAUCGAUAUUGGUGGGAAAGGUAUUGGUUGUUUGCAAUGGCAUGGAGCAAUGAUGGAUACGGUGGAUUUUCCACUCCGCGCUUAUGAUCUCUAUGUUCGCGUUGAUGCUCUUGAACUAGCGGAUUAUCUGAAGGAUUCCAGUGGCUUUGUUGAGUUCAAGCUGAAGAUAAGCAUUAUUGUACCGUCUGUUGUAUCAGUGUGGAUUGUCAUUGCCUUACUUGCUUAUUUAUGGCUCAGGAAGUGGAAAAAGAGGAGAGUGAAGAACAGACUCAUCCGAAACUUGUUUCAUACAAGUGAUGGUUCAAAUUACUUUGAAACUUCUGAAGCAACAAAGGAAAUCAAGCACAGUACUACCAUAUAUCCUGAACUGCCAUUUUUCAGCCUCGGGACAAUCCAGGUCGCCACCAACAAUUUUUGUCCUACCACCAAACUUGGACAAGGAGGUUUUGCUCUAGUGUACAAGGGAAAGCUACCCAACGGACAAGAGGUUGCUGUUAAAAGACUUACUAAAAAUUCAAGCCAGGGGCUAGAACAAUUGAAGAACGAAGCGUUAUUAAUUGCGAAGCUCCAGCACAGGAACUUGGUGAAGCUCCAUGGAUGCUGCAUUGAGGAUGGUGAACAGAUGUUGGUCUAUGAAUACUUGCCCUACAAUAGCUUGGACUCGCUUCUCUUCGUCGAUGAUAGCCAGAGAUUGUUCUUGGAUUGGAGGAAACGGUUCAAUAUCAUAAUCGGGAUAGCACGUGGGGUGUUGUAUCUUCAUCAGGAUUCGAGGUUCAGAAUUAUCCAUAGAGACUUGAAGCCUAGCAAUAUUCUCCUGGAUGCUGAGCUCAACCCCAAAAUUUCUGAUUUUGGAAUGGCUAGAAUGUUGGACUACCACCAAACCGAAGGCAAGACGAGCAGAAUCUGUGGGACAUAUGGCUAUAUGUCACCAGAGUACGCACUGUUUGGGAGGUUUUCGGUAAAAUCCGAUGUCUUCAGUUUCGGGGUGAUCUUGAUGGAAACUGUAGCGGGGAGGAAGAUCAAUUGGUUCUCUCAGCAGGAUCCUUCUUUGAGCUUGAUCGGCCAUGUGUGGGAACUAUGGAGGGCAGGAAGAGCCGCAGAGGUAGUCGAUUCGUCGCUGAUGCUGAAGGACUCGAAUGUCGCAGUAAGAUGCAUCCAAGUGGGGCUGUUGUGUGUGGAGGAAAAUCCAGCAGAUCGACCCGAUAUGCAGGCAGUGGUGCUCAUGCUGAACAGUGAGACGACGCCUCUUCGAACGCCAAAUCGACCUGCAUUCGUUUGCGUGAGAUCCAAGGUAUCGUCCGUGAAAGAUCCUGUGUGCUCGGUAAACGAGAUGUCAUUCUCAGGAAUCUUCAACCGCUGAAUCGAUCUCAUAGUUUGCAUCAAUAGGAAUUCUGUCAAGAGCUGCUAGCCUGCUACGAGACUUUAAAUGAAAAUGUCUUUCGCCAUUUGACAUUAGCGGGUAGUCGGUAGAAACUCCAUGGAUGCCUAAGGAUCUACAGUCAACUUAGUGGGUUGAUUAAGGUUUGGAAUGGAAUGAUGCUAUACAACAUCCUUCAGGAAUACAAUAACUUAUCCAGAAUUGGAAACAAUUAUUUUAAGUUUUGAUACUUCCGACUUGCUUUGAGUCGUUGUGAGCAUUUAAUUUUCGCUAAUACACUAAUUGGUAAUCUGCUCUACAGUCUACACAUUGAUAAUGUGGAAGGUGGGACAUCAAAAUGUCCUAAGUAUCAUGUAAAAUUCAACAACAUUUUUACAACAUAUUUGGAACGAUAACAUAAGUAGCAUUUCUAUGCAAGUAUUCACAUCUCAUUUGUACCGGAAGAGCUCCAAAACAGUAACAACUAGUCCAAAGUUAGGCUGUCACAAUCGUUUUAAAUUGCAUCCAUUUCAUUGUAUUUUUUUCAAGAAUCAUUCAUCUAAAUAACCCUUAAGAAAGACUGGCGAUUAAGAAUUUUAUUUAAUCUCAACCAUUAAACUGAUUUAGAACAUUGAGAUUGGAUUACAAAGCGGUAGACUCCGAGCCUGUGACAAGUAGACCUGGCAAUCGGGUCGGGUUGGGGACUUCGGUUAUGGGUCGGGUCAUGUUUGGUUGGCUGAUUUUGGGUCAAAUAUUGAGCUAACCCAUUCGGUUUCGGGUCGGGUUACAGGUCAUUUUGGGUUAUGAGCGUUCUCAGAAGCAAUAUCAAACAUGCUUCAUAUUUUCUUACAGAACACAAAUGUUCACAUAUGCAUGACAAUACUUUACCUAACACAUGUCAAUUAACAUAUACUCAAAUCCUCCCACGCUAAUGAAAUGAAAUACAAAUUGCACAGAUCGUCAAAAAACAAUCACAAGAGUAAUACUACUACAAGAAACGCAUGAUAUUUGA
This is a messenger RNA of Linum trigynum, 4114 nucleotides long. The record is from the annotation of a GenBank genome assembly. NCBI's taxonomy places the organism in Eukaryota, Viridiplantae, Streptophyta, Magnoliopsida, Malpighiales, Linaceae.